Molecule: messenger RNA, 1215 nt
Organism: Hyaloperonospora brassicae
Lineage: Eukaryota; Oomycota; Peronosporomycetes; Peronosporales; Peronosporaceae
Source: the annotation of a GenBank genome assembly
AUGGCUGCAGCUCCGUCACGCGUCACGCCGAUGGCCUUCUUGGGGCUCCUGGGCGACAACGCGUCGCUAGUGGUCGUCGAGAGCGUCGCCUACCUCAGCACCUUUCUCCUCCUGCUCCACGUGCACUCGUCCGGCAAGCGCAACGCCGCCGUAUGGGUCGCCGCCAUGUUCCAAGUGCUUCUCGUAGAGCUGUUCCUCCACUCGGACGACCGCUGGCACGCGCAAUCGCUGCUGAUGGCAGUGCCCGACCGUCUCCCGCUGUACACGGUGCUGCUGCAGGCUCAGCUCUACUACACGGCAUUCGUCGCGACGUCGCGACUGCAGAUCGAUGUGCUGUUUCAGCCGUUCGCGAUGGGGACGUUCGUGGUGCUGCUCGCGUUGCCGUUGGAGCUGCUGGGCGCCAAGUUCCUCUGGUGGACGUGGCACGACACCGACCCGCUUUUGGCGGACCGACUGCUGGGCAUCCCCUGCCACGCACUCUUCUACUGUUACUACUUUGCGUUCGCGUUCAGCUGCGUGCACCACGUCCUGCGCAGGAAUUGGCUCACGGGCGACUACUGCAAAGAGGACCAGUGGGCGUCCGAGCGGGCCUACGUCUUGUUGAUGCCGUUCCUUACGACUCUACUCGCUGCUGGUCUCCUCAUUUUGGGCUACUAUUGCCCUGUUCGCCUCCUGGGGAUUCAAGCACAGGUGUCUCUCUUCAUGUUGAUCGGGCUGAGCUUGCUACUCUGCUGGAUCGCUGAUCGCGAGAGAGGCCUCCCGGGCGUGCAAGACUCGUUAGACCCUGUGGCCGUCUACGACAGUGACUGGCUGUAUUCGUGCAUCGACCACGCGGUGAACCAGAUGGUGUUCCUGCUCUACUUUGUCCUGUUGCUGCUCGUGCUGUUCAUCAACCCGACGGAGAUCGUGUCGAUGGGCCACCACCAGCCACUGGGCCACUGCCUCGAGCGCCAGUCGUACUACAGUCUCAUUGGUAUGCGCCACCACCGCAGGAAGUACCUCUGCGCAUACGACUUUGACGAGGACUUUACGCUGUGCAACGUCCCCAUGACGCAGCUGCUCCACGAGGGGCCGUCGUAUAUGAUCUGCGGACGCGGCUACAACAACUUUGCGACGUACGUGGCGCUAGUCGCUGGCAGCUUCGUAGGGCUCAACGUCCUCUUCUACCACGUGCUCAAGCGCCCGCACGUUGUGACGUUUCAUCGCCGCCAGUGA